AUUGAGACUUUAGGGGUCAGACCUAAAUCAAAACCAGAUCUGUGCAACCCCCUCUCCCUCGUCCACCCUCUGUUUUCGAUCCCUGUCUCUCUCUUCUCCAUUGGCGGCCUUCUUCUCGGUUGCUACCUUUCUUACCUUGAUUUCUCACUGCUGAUCGAAACCCUAAGCUAACACCUCAAAAAAGCCAACCCAAAAUCUGAAUGCAAACCACUCUUCCGCCACACUUUCUGUCUUCCUCCACCGUCAUUCGCCAUCUGCAAUUUCUCCAUGCUCAUCUCUUUAAUCUCUUACCACUUUUGUCUAUAAACGUCAAACCCCCAUCAUACACUUUUCUAAUUCCCUUCCAAAUUUCCCAUAUUUUUCUCAAUCUAACACCCAAUUUUCUCUGCCCAGCAUUUUGAUAUGCAGGGUGUGGGGGAUCAUGGGUUCCAAGGAUCCUGCUCCGGUGGUUGACAACGUUAAGAGGGCAAAGCAGGUGCCGGUGGACUGAUUUCACUCUCUUUAUAGCGUGCAAGUGAAACAUAAAUGUGGUAUUGCUUAUAUUUGCACAAGAGGUCUUGUGUGAAAAUUAAAGUCGGACAGUAUCAAGGGGGAAUUGUACUUGGUAUUAAUAAAUUGGAGGAUAGAUCUGUGUCUCGAACUAGCACGUCAUGCACAAGCCAAAGCUCUUUUUGCAAGGACUCUUUUGGGUCAUCGCCUUUUUCACUCUUCUGCACACACUCUCUCUCCAAAGCCCCAAACCCUCACUUCCCUGCUCAAUCAUUGCAGAUUGGCAUAGAGAGAGAGCUUGAACAACAACUUCAACUUCAGCUGUUACUUUCAGUGAGAUUUCAGAGAGAGACGGCAGCAGCUAGGAGAAUAUGUGAGGCUGUUCCUAACGUGAACAAGGACAAUAACCAGGUAAUUCCAGUUUUGCUUAAAGUUUAUUAAGAUGUUUUAAGAUUAUAAUGUGGAUUAUUUGUAGCUACCAGCAAACAAUGAUUAUAAGACAAUAUUUUUUAUAAGACAAUAUUUAUAGCUUCCCCCUUUGCAAUAGAUUAAGGAAAGUAAUUAAGGAUUAAUCAUCAUGUUACUUUUAGGUAUAAGACAAGAUUCUGUGGCCAAUUAUGUUGCUUAAAAUGAGAUGUUGUAAUACAGACUAAUUUGAAUUAUAUAUUGUUGGUUGGAAGACCUGUUGAUAAGCCCUGCGGUUGGAUUCUAGACUUGGCUCAAUAUAAUUGUUGAAUUUCAGGAGUGUUAAUACUUAAUAUGUACUUGAUAUUGGUUUGUGCUAUAU
Molecule: messenger RNA, 1276 nt
Organism: Rosa rugosa (rugosa rose)
Lineage: Eukaryota; Viridiplantae; Streptophyta; Magnoliopsida; Rosales; Rosaceae
Exons: 8
Coding region: 526-930 (134 amino acids)
Source: RefSeq, a predicted model, not a curated record